UGCUCGCUUGCUGUUCGUCUGCUCGCACCGCUGUCGACGCCGAGCAUCCUCCGGCCCACCACCCGACCGCCAACGACAGAACGCAUCCCGCGGUGCCCCCCCAUUCUGCGGCCCUGUCUGCUUGGUCCUGACCCGCCUGUCACUCCGGGACCCUACGUGUCGCUCCGUCGCUCUCCUCUCGGGCGGCAGUGUUCGCCAGCGUCGAAUCGCAGCGCAUCGUGUUGCCCAUCCGAGCCGGGCUCUACCGACGCUUGCAUCCUCCGCAUCGCCACGCCAAGCCAAGGCCGCUCUCGCUGCCCUAAAAUUUCGGCCCAAGUUGCUCUGGGCUUUGGUCACCCGGAUCUUCCACCAUGUUCGACACGCUGCUAUGCUGCGGCUCAUGCUACAACCAUGUUACCAUGGUCAACAACGUCUUUCCCAGCCAGCCUGGUGAAGAGGGCCCCAAGCCAGCGAGUCUGUCGCUGCUCGUCAACUAUGCACAGACAAAACCCCACAAGUUAACCAAAAUCGGCGUCUAUCUCGAAAAGCGGCUGGCCAAGGACAAACGAAGAGGCAAAACCGGCUACAUCAAAGUGACUCUCGCCAUCCUCAACAAGCUGCUGGCUGAGUGCCAUACCCAUCUGAACCUGAUUUCAAAGUACACGCUGAGGAUCGUCAUGGAGAUUCUGGACUAUCCGGAUACCGAGCUGAUGUUGGAUGCCACGAGCACCUUUGUGAUCUUCAGCGAGUACUACCAGCACGAAAUCACCGACCCCGAGUUUGUUCGACUGUACGUGGAGCUUGUUGGCAAGUUCUGCGACAAUUGCGAGUGCAACUCCACAGACUCGCUGCUGAAUCACAAAACUCGAAUCUCUGGAUUGAAGGCCAUCCAAUCGAUCGGAUCCAACGACAAUUUCCUCAAAGAUGCAUCGGUCGAGCAGCUGGUCAAGCGCAUGAUCCCAUCCUCCCUGCACAACCUAACCUACACACAAUCGAAUCGAGAUCCCCCUAAGGCCACCAUGAAUACUGCUAUGAUGUCGCACUCGCGCGCCUCCGUGAUCGAUCACCUCUUCAACGACGAUGAGCUGCACCAGGUUGCCUCGAGCUUUUUGAAGGAAGUGUUCCGGCGAACAAAUGUCAACAACAUCAAACUGCUCUCCGACACGGUCUUUGGCUUCUUCUCGGAAAACAAGGCGUGGAAGGCAUCCGAGAAUGUUAUCCGGGCGUUCGAGAUCAUAACGAGUGCCGUUCCCGAUCAAUACCGCCACGUUCUCAUGAAGCGGAUUCUCGAGCUGCUCAAUCAUGAGGUUGCUGGAGAAGAUGCAGCUCGAUCCACGCUCGUCCAGACCUUGACGCUACUGAUUGCGGCCGGUGGAAGCUCGGCGGGUCUGUCGCCUAUGGAGCUUCUCGAGGCGCUCGUUCGGCACCUGAUGCACACAGUCACUGUUGGACACGGCGAUUCCGUGACUGAAACCAGGAGCCAGCAGCGUCUGAUCGAGGCCAUUGCUGCCAUGAGCAAAAACAUUGCGUAUCCCGAGCAGCCCAACGAGAUCCUUGUGUAUUUGAUCAACCGCCUCGCGAUCGACCCAGCGGCCCCAACGACCACCACCCCGGACGAUCAGCAAAACUGCACGCGACUGGUGCUUUUCAAGACCAUGAACUGCUUCUUGGUGGAGCGCAUUGAGAUGCUGACCAAGCGCGACUCUCCCAGUGGCGGUCUGGGGCAGACACGUCGCCAGUCAUUUAUCCGCUCUCCCUUCGACAUGAAUCUCCUUGUGCCACUGCUCAAAUUUUACUACGACAAUCGCUCAGAUGUGCGACAUGGAUUUCACAAGUUCAUGUAUUCGCUGAUGACCCUUGAGGGGAUCGAGUCUGGCUCUGUGUAUUCUCCUAUCGCCGAUCGAUUCUGUAUCACGCUCUUCCGCACCCUCUACGACUAUGCUCAGAAUCCAUCGAAUCUGCCUGCCGACUACGUCGCCAUCGGACUGAGCUUUUCCAAAUCACUCACGCGCUACUACGGCGAGGCCCUUCUGGGAGUAACCCCUGUGCUCUUCAAGCUCCAGGUGCGCACUUUUGGGCAGGGACGAGUCGAUACGUAUGCGAGCGCGCUUGAAAUCCCAGUGGCAGGCACCAUGGAGGCACCAUGGGUGUCAAAGUCUGCUUGUCCAGCGCUCUCAAAGCACCGUGAACUUACCGGCAGAGGCCACGAUGUCGGUUGCUUGCUGAUUCCCUGCUCAUCGCGGUUCAUCCAGGCAUUGCUUCAGCAGGGAGCAAUUGAGUUCCCGCGACAGCAGCGCGGCCUCAACAAUGUUAUCAUCGGGGUGUUCUUGCAAGCCGCUAGCAUCUUCAAGAACGCAAGUCUUGGCGCAUAUGUGGAGCAGGUUCAGCAUGAGCUGUCAACCCACCAGUGGGCUCCCUCGAUCGAGAUCUCGUUUGAAGCAUACGAGUCGCUGCUCGGCAAAACCUUUGACGACACCGAAGGUUUGAGCUCGGACUAUCUCCAGCCGGUAUCGGUCUUCCUUUCCAGAGAACGGGUGAUUGAUAUUUUGAGCAGCGAGCCGCAGCUCAGCAUGGUUAGCGAUCUGCGGGUCCAACUUGCCAUCGAAUACAAUCCCGAAGAAGUCGAACAAGCGCUUGCGGCAGGCGCCUCACGGAAGCGACAGAAGUCUCUUGGGCGGCUAGCUCCCGCAACAACGUUCCUCAACCCCGUACCAGGCACUUCGCCCACUCCCGGCAAGGGCACCUCGCACAAGUCCAGCACCAAGGUGGAAUCGUCGCCGAUAAAACUCGAGGAGCUCAAGGAGGCUCUCGCCGGACCCAGCAACAUUGUUGUGACCAACCCGGCAGCCGAGGCGCGCGACUCGGUCAGCCCGGCGAGCGAUCUCGCCACCAGAGUGGGUAUCACGAGCAGCGUCAGCGCCGGAAGUGGCUCAUUGAGCCGGGCUGUGGCCGAUCCCAUCAAGGACGUCAAGAAUAUCCUGGGCUCUAUCAAACUCUCCACCGCCGACAAGUCCUCUGUCCGAUCCGAAUCGCCGUCGCCCAACUUCAGCUCCGUGAAGGGCACCAAGCUCUCUGCAUCAGCAUCCACCACAGCUCUUCACGCCAAAUCACCCAGCAUCUUGCCGCAGCGGGCCAUACAGCCCCAGGUGAUCGGCGAAGCUCAAAAUGGAUCCGAUGAGACCGUCGAUGGAGUUCCAAACCGCCGUGUCGACUCUGAUGGCAGCCUCGCCGACGGCCGAGCGUCGGCCUCAAGUCCCCUGGCGCUCGCGCUGCCCGCCAUUCGGCUCAACAAGACCCCAAGCUCCAACAGCAUGUCGAGCCUGCGUGCCAAACAGCCACAGACCCAGCUCUGAUUCGAGAUCCCUUGUGGCUGAUGUUGCUUGCUGGAAAUCGAUCACAGCCGCAACGGCUGCCUUGGCGCGAUUGUGCCCGAAGGCUGCAGAGCCAGCCCCAGAGUCCAUGCACCUCGCUGCUGGCUGUCACGCAGCAGCAGGCCAAUUCUUUCCCGUCUUCCCACAAGGUCCAGUCUUCGUUUCGUGCUGUCUCUAGAUUGGGCACCUUUAUGCGUGCUAAAUUUCGUUAGAGUCGUUCCUGUACUUCUAUCUAUCGCCUUUGCCUUUCCAUUUGCCGUUAUUCCGAAAUCUCUCCUUCUUUACGCCAUUGUUUCCGAGUAUCCUUCCUUGUGCCCUUUGGAUCUCCAAGGCAAUGGCUGAAUACACCUUGGCCCUCUCCUCCUUCA
Polychytrium aggregatum is the source of this 3718-nucleotide messenger RNA. RefSeq lists its product as uncharacterized. Gene Ontology annotation, biological process: protein localization to plasma membrane. Gene Ontology annotation, cellular component: plasma membrane. The transcript has 15 exons. Lineage: Eukaryota; Fungi; Chytridiomycota; Chytridiomycetes; Polychytriales. The record is from RefSeq and is a predicted model, not a curated record. Bases 351 to 3332 code for a protein of 993 amino acids.